AUGGAGGAACGAGUCUGCCGCGUUUGCCAGGCGGCGGAGCCGGCCGACGAGCUCCUGGAGCCCUGCCGGUGUUCUGGAUCCGUUCGAUGGAUUCAUCGGAGCUGCCUGAACAAUUGGCGGCGCCACUGCUGGGCGUCGUCACCAUCUGGCGCACUUCAAUGCGAGCUUUGUGGCUCCCUAUAUGUCUACGAGUUCUGCCGACUUGCCCCGUGCCGUGCCGCCUACAUGAUAAUGACAGAAGCUGCGGUGUGCUGCCUGCCGAUCUUUCUCAUUUUCCUGGCAAUCGCAGCCGCUGUGGACCUUGUGGUGGGCCUCGUCACUUCGAUGGGCCUACUGGGCCUCCUCGCUUGUGGAGAUCUCGUGGCUGCUCUCAGCGGCUGGGGGCUCCUUUACUCCGCCGUCCUUGGGCUCCGGGGCCAGGAGCAUCAUCGCUUCCCCGGAUUCUGGCCGCCGGGUUUGUCGAAGAUGGAGCGGCUCCCAGGGAGCCGAUGGCUUCUCUAUCUUGUGCCGGUGAUCAUGCCAAACCUGAUGACUUGGAUGUUAUUCGCCGUCCGAGAUUGGCUAGGACAAGACAGCUUCGAGGAGCUCGGUCUGAUGUUGGCAAAGUUGGGGAGCUGGUACCUGAUGUUGCUUGUGUCUCUGCGGGUGGCUGGCGCAUGGCUCAAGCCUCCACUGGUGGUCGUCAGAGAUUCGGAAGGAUGGCCCAUGCUGCGCAGCUUGACGCCACAGGAGCGAGGCAAGUAG
Molecule: messenger RNA, 744 nt
Organism: Symbiodinium sp. CCMP2456
Lineage: Eukaryota; Dinophyceae; Suessiales; Symbiodiniaceae
Source: the annotation of a GenBank genome assembly